This is a messenger RNA of Manacus vitellinus (golden-collared manakin), 1603 nucleotides long. RefSeq names its product golgi associated kinase 1A (gene GASK1A). Gene Ontology annotation, cellular component: Golgi apparatus. NCBI's taxonomy places the organism in Eukaryota, Metazoa, Chordata, Aves, Passeriformes, Pipridae. The transcript has 5 exons. The record is from RefSeq and is a predicted model, not a curated record. Bases 1 to 1308 code for a protein of 435 amino acids.
AUGAAGCUCAAACUUGUGGUGCCCAAACCCGAGCUCACUGACAAGGAAGACAAAGCCCAGCGACCAUGGCGAAGGUUGGGGAUGAAGCUCUCAGCCCCAGCAGCCGUCGGGGUGCUGCUGGCCCUGGCCCUGCUGGCACUCAUCCACCUGCCCCCACCACCGGACCACUCCCCACUCCCACUGCCAGCCUCGUCCCCCCCAGGUCCCCCACAGGAGGUGGCUGACCCGCUAUCUGGAGGACAAGGCCGCAGAGAAAGGCUCCCUGUGCCCCUCACUCGCUCACGGCGGGACCAGCCCCCUGGCCGGGGCAGGAGGCGGCGCCGGGGUGUGGAGAGGGAAACUCCCCUGUGGCUCUCUGAGGAUGACCUCCAGAAGAUGCAGCUGCUGGCCAGUGGGCAGGUGGUCUCCAAGACCCGCAUACCUGCCCAUGGGCAAGUCAUGCGAGUGGGGCUGCAGCUCGUGGGAGAUGCCAAAGGGAAUGUCUUGCCAGCCAGCCCAGAGAGGGACUGCCAGGAUGGGCGCUGUGGGCUCAUCAAGCGCCCCGGGGACCUCUAUGAGGUGCUGGCCUUCCACCUGGACAGGGUGCUGGGGCUGAACCGCAGCCUGCCCGCUGUGGCCCGGCGCUUCACCAGCCACCUCCUGCCCUACAGCUACACCGACGGCUCCCUGCGCCCCAUCAUCUGGUGGGCUCCUGACCUCCAGCACCUGGAGGAUGCCAACAACGACCAGAAUUCCUGUGCCUUGGGGUGGCUGCAGUAUCAGGAUAUGCUGCAGCCCCACAGACUGACGCUGGUGGCUGGGGAUGCCCCCUGCUCCAGAAUCCCACAUGGCGAGUGGAGCCGCCUGGCCCUCUUUGACUUUCUUCUCCAGGUUCAUGACCGCCUGGACCGCUACUGCUGUGGGUUUCAGCCUGAUCCCUCCGAGCCCUGCAUGGAGGAGAUGCUCCACGAGAAGUGCCGGAACCCAGAAGAGCUGGUCCUGGUCCACAUCCUGGUCCGGAGGAGUGCGCCAUCCCGCCUGGUGUUCAUCGACAACGCGGGCAGGCCACGGCACCCUGAGGAGAAGCUCAACUUCAGGCUCCUUCAAGGCAUAGACAGCUUUCCAGCGGCGGCAGUGGCCACGCUGCGAUCAGGCAGACUGCAGAGCCUGCUGCUGGAGUCACUGCGUGUGGACCGGGAGCUCUGGGAGAGCCAGGGCGGUGCCAAGGGCCUGAUACCCCUGCUUCAGACCAUUGACAGGCGGGCACGGAUCCUGCUCAGGUACAUCCAAGAGCACAACCUGACGGUGUUUGAGGACUUGCCAUGCUGAACUGACCUCCAGUCAGCACAGAGUUCCUGCCUGGCAAAUCCCAACGGCAACAGAUGUGCCUCACGCCCUCAGCAUGGGUGAUAUGAGACUGCUUGGCUCUCCACAAGGUGUUUCCCUCCACCUUGUAGAAUGCUCUGGAAAAGCAGAUGGGAUCACAGGGAGUGGGAAAGACAAGGAGGAGAUGUCUCCUGAGACAACCCACAACUGCUUGAGAAAGGCAACAGUCAUCAAGUCAUGGUCUCAGCAUGGAUUUUCAAAGGAGGGGCAUAUCCAUGAGAUUUUUGAGUGCCUUCAC